AGUCUGUGUGAAGCCAGCGUCGCGGUCGCGUCUAGACGUCCUAUCGCCUGCUCUCACUUGUGUUGGCUGACAACCGUCGAGCAUGCAGUGUUGUGGUGCACUUCCCCCGCGUCCCGUCCAAGGGCCCAUCCGUCAGGCCCUGUCGUCGGCCCGUCAACCGACCAAACUAGUUUCUUGUUGCUAAGUGUUACAAGUUUACUUAUUUUCCUACAGCUUUAUCCUUUACAUAGUGCUGUGAACGUUGUACAUAGUGCUUUGGAGACACCGUACUAUAACAGCAAAAUAUACCAGAAUUCCUCCCAAUAAAUUCAAAAGGAUAUUUAUGCAGAGCUGUUCUCAGGAUGAACAUUCAAUAUACUCGUUGAUGCAAGAGUAGUGGCUGGCUGCUGUGGGCAUUCGCAUUCGCAUUCACAGUUGAUUGUGUUCAGCGCUCACACUCUGCUGGUGUAAAUUGCAACGGCCAUUCUCUGUUCACGGAUUAACAGCUUCAGACAAACGUUCAGUGAUAUUCGUUUCUGUUGAUAAAAAAGUGAUCCGACAGGAGCGGCCCGAUUAUUGACUUCCGUUAGUGCAAUAUUUCAGUUGUAGAGACAAUUUCGAUGCGCCACAGUUGUACAAAACAAGUGCUACGACGGUGAAUUCAUUACAAUGCAGACGUCUUUUUCGACAUCUAUAAGCUCGCUGCAGAGGAUAUAUAUCCUGUCAACCCUUUUCAUUCUGUCUCUACUUGCAUGUCUAUCAGGAUCAGCGUACGUGAGUCAGGCAGGAGGCAACUCGGUUGACUCGGCCACACCAACCCCCGAUCGGCUGACACCCUACUUCGACCCCCUCACGCCUCGCAACGUCACUGCCCUCGUCGGCAAGUCGGCCUACCUUAGUUGUCGUGUACGCAAUCUAGGCAAUAAGACCGUGUCGUGGGUGCGGCACAGAGACAUCCACAUUCUGACGGUGGGCGGCUACACGUACACAUCGGACCAGAGGUUUAUGGCGCUGCACCAUCGCGACAACGACGAGUGGACGCUGCAGAUAAAGUGGGCCCAGAAGAGGGACGCUGGCAUGUACGAGUGCCAGAUCAGCACGCAGCCUGUCAAGAGCUUCUUCGUUAACCUCAACGUAGUCGAUUCCAGCCCGACAACAGAAGCGAAUGUGAAGCUUUUAAUAGAAUCGCCGAGAAUUUAUGAAGAUGUUUACCAUCAGAUGUUCAGGGACCAUAGCGAAGUUCCUACAGCAGCAAUAUUGGGAGGUCCCGAUAUUCAUGUGGAUAAGGGCAGCACAAUCAACCUCACUUGCACCAUCAAAUACAGCCCUGAACCACCUGCCUACAUAUUCUGGUAUCACCAUGAUGAGGUGAUAAGUUAUGACUCAAGUCGGGGAGGAGUGAGUGUGAUAACUGAGAAGGGCGAAGUGACUACCAGUUACCUGCUCAUUCAGCAUGCACGUCUCACUGACUCCGGCAAAUACAGCUGUAGCCCUUCCAAUGCGGACCUUGCUAGCGUCAGGGUGCAUGUUCUCAAUGGUGAGAGCCCAGCAGCCAUGCAGACAGGCUCAGCCGGUCUGUCCAACAGCUCGUUCAAUCUGCUGACGCUGCUGUUGCUCUGCUGGACCUACACGGCUCUCAUCGAGCAGAUCCGCCUCAAUCCGGGUCAUUGUACGAGAUAAUAUUAAUCUGUAAAUUUAUUACCGCCAACGAUUCCAUCAAACAUUUCCACCUUUGCUCUGUGCUUACACAGGUGCCAAUGUAAAUCAUGUAAAUUACUUAAGUACGGUACUCAUCAUUGUUCUCACUAGCAUUCUGUAAGGCCUUCGAAGAUUCGUGUGCGAGGAAUGAUUCAGGGGCAUUAUUGGUUUCAAAUUUUAAGUAUCAUCGUUGAGAGUGAUCCUCAAUCGGAAGUUGAGAAUUAUUCUGAUAAGGGUUCAUUUUAUACAAUAAGAUUGUUAUUACUGGUUCCAAACUGUGCCUGUACAGUUUAACGAGGUACCAUCGUUAAGAGUGAUC
This is a messenger RNA of Nilaparvata lugens (brown planthopper), 1996 nucleotides long. Its product is annotated as protein sidekick-like. Gene Ontology annotation, cellular component: neuron projection membrane. The transcript is spliced from 8 exons. NCBI's taxonomy places the organism in Eukaryota, Metazoa, Arthropoda, Insecta, Hemiptera, Delphacidae. The record is from RefSeq and is a predicted model, not a curated record. Gene Ontology annotation, biological process: synapse organization. Bases 649 to 1659 code for a protein of 336 amino acids.